UGAAAAAUAGUCUCCACCCAAUUUACCAAAUCCCCCUUCCUCUCUAACCCUUUCCUCUUCCCCUGUUCUCCCCUGUCUCAGUCUCCGCCGCCAACUCCGCCACCGCCAACUCCCCUCCUUCCAUCUCCGGCAACAAUGGGGAAAGGCGGUGCUCUCAGCGAAAGCGUCGUAAAAAAAAUCCUCCUCUCCUACGCCUACGUAGGAAUAUGGAUCUUCCUAAGCUUCACAGUCAUCGUCUACAACAAAUUCAUCCUCGACAAAAAGAUGUACAAUUGGCCAUUCCCAAUCUCCCUCACCAUGAUCCACAUGGGUUUUUGUUCUUCUUUGGCCUUCAUAAUCAUCCGCAUCUUCAAGCUCGUUGAGCCAGUUUCCAUGUCCAAAGAACUCUACAUCUCCUCUGUUCUCCCCAUCGGCGCUCUCUACGCCUUCUCCCUUUGGCUCUCCAAUUCCGCCUAUAUUUUCCUCUCCGUUUCCUUCAUCCAAAUGCUUAAAGCCCUUAUGCCCGUCGCCGUCUACUCCAUCGGUGUUCUCUUCAAAAAAGAGCCUUUCAAAUCCGAUACUCUGUUUAACAUGCUCUCGAUUUCAUUUGGGGUCGCCGUCGCCGCCUACGGCGAGGCUCAAUUCAAUGCUUGGGGGGUUUUUCUUCAAUUGGGUGCUGUUGCUUUUGAAGCUACAAGACUUGUUAUGAUUCAAAUUUUGCUUACCUCUAAAGGGAUUUCUCUGAAUCCCAUUACUUCUCUGUAUUACGUUGCCCCCUGUUGUUUUGUUUUUCUUUUGGUGCCGUGGGUGUUCGUGGAAUACCCAAUUUUGCAGGAGACUUCUAGUUUUCGGUUCGAUUUUUUGGUUUUUGGGACUAAUUCUUUCUGUGCUUUUGCGUUGAAUUUGGCUGUGUUCUUGCUUGUCGGGAAGACUUCGGCGUUGACGAUGAAUGUUGCCGGAGUUGUUAAGGAUUGGUUGUUGAUUGCUUUUUCGUGGUCGGUGAUUAAGGAUACGGUGACUCCGAUCAAUUUGUUUGGAUAUGGGCUUGCGUUUUUGGGAGUUGCGUAUUAUAAUCACUCGAAAUUACAAGCGUUGAAAGCCAAGGAAGCGCAGAAGAAACCGGCAGCGGCCGAUGAGGAGGCCGGAAGAUUGUUGGAAGAGAAAAACGCCGGCGAUGGAACGGCGAAGUGAAGUGAAUCACAGAAUUAAGUAAAAAGAAAAAAGAAAAAGUUAGAGAUGGAUUCAAUUUCUCGGUUGGUAUGUAUUAUUCUAUGUUGAUUUUUAGAUUAAUGUUUACUAUGAUGUGAUUUUAAAGUUGCAAGAAAAGGAAAAAUAAAUGACGUGAAAAUGAAAUUCAUCCUUCGUACUAA
Messenger RNA from Benincasa hispida (wax gourd), 1349 nucleotides. Lineage: Eukaryota; Viridiplantae; Streptophyta; Magnoliopsida; Cucurbitales; Cucurbitaceae. The record is from RefSeq and is a predicted model, not a curated record.